Alosa sapidissima (American shad) is the source of this 3837-nucleotide messenger RNA. RefSeq names its product ddb1 and cul4 associated factor 5 (gene dcaf5). Gene Ontology annotation, biological process: negative regulation of fatty acid biosynthetic process. Gene Ontology annotation, molecular function: protein binding. The transcript has 9 exons. NCBI's taxonomy places the organism in Eukaryota, Metazoa, Chordata, Actinopteri, Clupeiformes, Clupeidae. Gene Ontology annotation, cellular component: cytoplasm; Cul4-RING E3 ubiquitin ligase complex. The record is from RefSeq and is a predicted model, not a curated record. The coding region runs from base 283 to 2925 and encodes 880 amino acids.
UGGCUUGAUGAUGUCACAGCAGAGGAAGAGGAUCUCAUCGGAGCAGGAAGCGAAUGGCUGCACGACUCCAGAGAAACGCAACCAAGUCCUUUUUAUAUUUUAGAAUUUUUGUCUCGCCAACAUGUAGUUGAGUAGACACUAGGGCCAAACGUUAGUGGGCAGGAAUGUAUCUUACAUUUGUGUAGACGCAUCGGAUGUCAGCUGUCGUACAGAUUUCUGUAACUUAGAAGGGGAGUAGCCAGCAGGCGCACCAUAGUUGGCAAACAGAACCGAGGGGCCAAGAUGAAGGAGGUAAUGGGUUGUGGCAUGAGAUCGUCGGUGGGGUUCCUGUCCCGAAGAAAAAUCACCGGGCACACUUUUAUGAAGGAAGAAUUCCAGCGACGUAGACUGGGUGGUUGCACCAGCCUAUACAAAAAAGACCUGCUGGGCCAUUUUGGAUGCGUGAACGCUAUAGAGUUCUCCAACAAUGGAGGAGAGUGGCUUGUGUCCGGUGGGGAUGACCGCAGGGUGCUGCUGUGGCACAUGGAGAAGGCCAUCCACUCUCGCGCCAAGCCACUCAAGCUGAAGGGAGAGCACCUGUCCAACAUCUUUUGUCUGGCAUUCGACAGCACCAACAGGAAGGUGUUCUCUGGAGGGAAUGAUGAGCAGGUGAUCCUUCAUGAUGUUGAGAGGGGCGAGACUCUCAACGUGUUCCUCCAUGAUGACGCAGUGUACGGCCUGUCCGUCAGCCCUGUAAACGACAACGUAUUCGCCAGCUCCGCCGAUGAUGGUCGAGUCCUCAUUUGGGACACUCGAGAGCCUCCACAUGGAGAACCCUUCUGUUUGGCGAGUUACACCUCGGCGUUCCACAGCGUGAUGUUCAACCCGGCGGAACCUCGGCUGCUGGCCACCGCCAACUCUAAAGAGGGAGUGGGCCUUUGGGACAUCCGCAAGCCACGCAGUUCCCUGUUGCGGUACGGCGGGAGUCUGUCGUUGCAGAGCGCCAUGAGCGUGCGCUUCAACAGCACGGGCACUCAGCUGCUGGCACUGCGCAGGCGUCUGCCCCCCGUGCUCUACGAGCUGCACUCGCGCCUGCCCAGCUUCCAGUUCGACAACCAGGGCUACUUUAACUCCUGCACCAUGAAGAGCUGCUGCUUCGCAGGCGACAGAGACCAGUACAUCUUGUCUGGAUCUGAUGACUUCAACCUUUACAUGUGGAAAAUCCCGAAAGACCCUGAAGCAGGAGGUCCAGGUCGUGUGGUGAACGGGGCCUUCAUGGUUCUGAAGGGUCAUCGCUCCAUCGUCAACCAGGUCCGCUUCAACCCUCACACCUACAUGAUCUGCUCCUCCGGGGUGGAGAAAGUCAUCAAGGUGUGGAGUCCGUACCAGCAACCCGACAGCAUUGGAGACUUGGAGGGCCGUGUGGAGGACAAGUCCCGGAGCCUGUACACCCACGAGGAGUACAUCAGCCUGGUGCUGAACAGCGGCAGCGGCCUGUCGCACGACUACGUCAGCCAGUCCAUCCAGGAGGACCCGCGCAUGAUGGCCUUCUUCGACUCGCUGGUGCGCCGCGAGAUCGAGGGCUGGAGCUCCGACUCGGACAGCGACCUGAGCGAGGGCGCCAUCCUGCAGCUGCACGCUAGGGGGCGCCGUUCCACGCGCUCCACCAACUCGGCGACGGCGGUGGUGACCGCUGCGGUGACGGCCGCCACGGCUGCUGUUGGAGAGGUCGGCGGGAUGCGCUCGCUUCCCUCGGCGGGUAUCCUUGGGGUCGCCAAUGAUGAUGACGGCGGUCACAGCAGUAGCUCGGAGAAUGCGUCACUGCUGGUCGCCCAGUUGUCAGAUGAUGAGGAGGAAGAGGAGGAGGAGGAGGAGGAGGAAGUGGAGGAGGAGCAGGAGCAGGCGGACCUGGACGGUGAGGUUCUCCCGAGGAGGCGGCGGGGUGCUGUCCGCCGGCGCCGCUCGGCCUUCAUGCUGGACCUGGCCAACGACGACUCGGACUCGAGCAGCUUCUGGUUCAACCCGGUGCCGCGGCCACGCUCGCCCAGCCCGCCGCUGGACCGCACCGUCCUCUUCAGCGAGCUGCGCACGCCCUCGGCAUCGGACUCUUCCUCCUCGUCCUCCUCCUCCACCUGGAGCCCGACGUCCUCCAGCAGCGAGGGCCAGCAUCAGCAUCAGCAGCAGCAGCAGCAGCAGCAGCAGCCACCACAGCAGCCGCCGCAUGAGGAGGAGGACGAAGAAGAGCAUCAGCAGAGGCGUCGCUCGGACACGCGUCAGCGCAACGCGGCUCGCCGGAGGCGCCGCAGCCGCAUGCACCUGCCCAGCCGCGACGCGGACGACCGGCCGGCCACCGCGCAGGACCUCUACCCCACGCACGACCCCUGCAGCUACCCCAAGAUCACCAUUGACGAUCCCAGCUCCUCUUCCUCGUCCUCGGGGGAGACGGGAUGCGCCGACGCAGAGGCGAGGCCGCGGAGCCGCAGAAGCCUCCGUCACCGUGGAGACAGCCCCACCCGGUCGCCUGGUAACCGUCCGGAGACUAGGUUCGGAGGACGAGUGUCGUCCAGAAGCCCCUCCCCUACAGACAGCGAACUACGGUGUAUGAUGCUAGCGGGAGUGAAGGAUGACAAGAAACGAGAGAACGAGAGCGGAAGGAGAGAGAGAGCGGGCAAGGAGGGCUUUGCUACAUCUCGUGUGGACUUGUUGGCCUCGGAAGAUCCCACAAGGAAUUCCGAGGAUCCCCAUCAGAAUCUCCCUGGAAUUUCUGGUACAGCAGAAGAGCUAGCCGAUGACCCAACAGACUCUAAGACGCAGGAAGGAAGCGCAACAUUGAGGGUGACCAAACGGACUCGCCGGGGGUCACAACUUGACCCCGAGGGAUCGUCACUAGGGCCAGCAGAGGGGUCAGACGAAGGGGCGCCCUCAGAGAAGAAGCUGAAGACUUGAAGACAAUGGCUUCAUGUCACUUCAGACUGGCUCUGGUUUUCUAAUUCUAAAGGUUUUUUGGGGGGUUGGGGGGGGGUAAUAGGCACAGAGGGUUUGUACAAUCUGUGUGUGUGUGUGUGUACAUGUACAUUUGUGUGUGUGUGUGAGAGUGGAUGUCUGUUUUUCAAUUGUUCCUUUAAAAGAGGAGGUCCGUUGGCCUUGCUGGACACUAAAAGCAGACAUAACCUGAGAACUGCUAACCACAGCUGUCGAUGAAAAAAUGGCUUUUGCCAAUUCUCUCAUCUGCUUUUCUCUCACUUGUUAAUUUCAUGUUAAUCGUCUCCUCCGCCCUGACCCCUGAAGUGGUCAUCCUGUCUGCUGUGUCAGUUGUGUUCCUCUGGCCUGUGGUAAAACCAUGCAGAAGACCCUAAAAUUGAAAGAUAAAUAAGUAAAAUAACCAGCGAUUUAAAAAAAAAAAGUUUUAUUAUUUGUGUAUUUGCUAAUAAUUUAGUUUGGUAAGAAAUAUGUAUGCGGUACAUAUUAUUGUUCUUUUGUUUUGUUUUUAUUUGUAUGGACAGAAAAGUACUAUCACCUCUUGACAGAAGAAAAUGCUAAACAGCUUUGGUUUGCCUCUUAGGACUUCAAGUCUGCUGGAUUUGUUAAAUCUUUGUUGAACUUGUUCACUACCGUAUAUGACAAGAUGAGCGCAUGGUUUGAGUUGUGGAUGUUUUCUCCAUGGGCAGAGAGAGAGAGUGAUUGUGUGUGUAUGCGUAUAUGUGUGAGAAAGACAGAGAGAGAGAGUGUGUGUGCUUGUGUGCUUUUGGGCUGAGGCUGUGGCCAUUGGUUUGGGAGUUGGUUGGAAAAUUCUGUUUCCAUAGCAAUUCUGUUGAGCACCAUCUGUUUGAGUUGUGCAUUAAAAUUCUUAUUCUGUCA